Messenger RNA from Glycine soja, 2745 nucleotides. RefSeq names its product L-type lectin-domain containing receptor kinase S.4-like. The transcript has a single exon. Gene Ontology annotation, molecular function: carbohydrate binding; ATP binding; protein kinase activity. The coding region runs from base 316 to 2475 and encodes 719 amino acids. The record is from RefSeq and is a predicted model, not a curated record. Gene Ontology annotation, biological process: protein phosphorylation. NCBI's taxonomy places the organism in Eukaryota, Viridiplantae, Streptophyta, Magnoliopsida, Fabales, Fabaceae. Gene Ontology annotation, cellular component: plasma membrane.
CAAAGGGUCACAAAGACGUGUGUCUGCUCCACUUUCAUGUAUCAUAUUCAUAUGCUUUUAGACCAUUAUUUAUUCAAAUGGCUUCGCCCCCCCCGACCCACCCACUUAGUUCCCAGAACUUUACUGCUGACCCAUGUGGACAACUACUAGUUCCUGUCUUUGCUUCCUUCAUUCCUAAAUAAUCUUUUAUAGCCACCAUCAAUUCCAUCUUCACCAACUCCUUCAAAAAAAUGAGCAAAGUGUGACCUUUUUUAAUUAUUAUUAUUAUUUUGCCACCUUUUUCCUCACAACACACAUUCUAUUCUGUUAUUAUUCAUGGCAAUUAACAUUUUGAACCCUCAAAAGGCUCAAGCAAGCCCUUCUAAUCUUUCAAUUUUCGAAGUUCUUGAUUUUCCACAUCUUCUCAUGGCCACCAACCUCAACAUGCUCCUCAAGUUCCUGUCUUUGUUGGUGUUCCUUCUGAUCCCAGUUUCAUCUCAGCAAAACCAGCUUUUCUAUGCUGGAUUCAAGGGUUUGAAAAGCAACAACAUGACCCUUGAUGGGGUAGCAGAAAUAGAGCCAAAUGGGGUACUGAAACUCACAAAUGAUUCAAGUAAAGUGAUGGGUCAUGCUUUUUAUCCAACCCCUUUUAGGUUCAAGAACUCUAGUGGUGGUGGUAAUAAAGCUUUCUCCUUUUCUUCCUCUUUUGCUUUGGCUAUUGUUCCAGAGUUUCCAAAGCUAGGAGGGCAUGGCCUUGCCUUUGCAAUUGCACCUACUAAGGAACUGAAGGCUCAUCCAAGCCAGUAUCUUGGUCUUCUUGACUCAACUGGCAUAGGGAACUUCUCCAACCACCUCUUUGCUGUUGAGUUUGACACAGCCAAAGAUUUUGAGUUUGGAGAUAUUGAUGACAACCAUGUUGGAAUUGACAUCAAUAGUUUGUCCUCCAUUGCUUCUGCAUCUGCAGGUUACUACUCUGGAGAUGAGGAUUCAACCAAACAGAAUGUCACCCUCCAAAGUGGGGUACCUAUUCUAGCUUGGGUUGAUUAUGAUGCUGCUCAAAGUGUGGUCCAUGUCACAAUUUCUGCAUCUUCUACCAAACCAAAAAGGCCACUCUUGUCCUAUCAUGUGGAUCUUUCACCAAUCUUUGAGGAUUUAAUGUAUGUUGGGUUCUCUGCAUCAACAGGGAUGCUUGCUAGCUCCCAUUACAUCUUGGGUUGGAGCUUCAAGAUCAAUGGGCCAGCUCUACCCCUUGAUCUCUCUUCUCUCCCACAGCUUCCAGGGCCAAAGAAGAAACACACGUCUCUGAUAAUUGGGGUUUCAGCCUCUGUUGUUUUUCUUGUAUUGUGUGCUGUCUUAUUAGGCAUCUACAUGUACAGAAGGUACAAGAAUGCUGAUGUUAUAGAAGCUUGGGAGCUUGAGAUUGGGCCACAUAGGUACUCCUACCAAGAACUCAAGAAAGCAACAAAAGGGUUCAAGGAUAAAGGGCUGCUUGGACAAGGUGGGUUUGGUAGUGUUUACAAAGGAACAUUGCCAAAUUCCAAUACCCAAGUUGCUGUUAAGAGAAUUUCACAUGACUCCAAUCAAGGCCUUAGGGAAUUUGUGUCAGAAAUAGCCAGCAUAGGCCGGCUUCGCCACCGGAAUUUGGUUCAGCUGCUGGGGUGGUGUCGCCGCCGUGGUGACCUCCUCCUUGUGUAUGACUUCAUGGAAAAUGGGAGUUUAGACAAGUACUUGUUUGAUGAGCCAGAAAUAGUCUUAAGUUGGGAGCAAAGGUUUAAGGUCAUCAAGGAUGUUGCUUCAGCCCUUUUGUAUCUUCAUGAGGGCUAUGAGCAGGUGGUGAUACAUAGAGAUGUGAAGGCUAGCAAUGUGCUUCUAGAUGGUGAACUCAAUGGAAGAUUAGGAGAUUUUGGAUUAGCAAGGUUGUAUGAACAUGGGACUAACCCAAGUACCACAAGGGUGGUUGGAACCUUGGGCUAUUUGGCACCCGAGGUGCCUAGGACAGGGAAGGCAACUCCUAGCUCCGAUGUUUUUGCAUUUGGUGCACUUUUACUAGAGGUGGCAUGUGGACUCAGACCACUUGAGCCAAAGGCAAUGCCGGAAGAUAUGGUUUUGGUUGAUUGUGUUUGGAACAAAUUCAAACAAGGGAGCAUACUCGAUUUGGUGGACCCUAAACUAAAUGGUGUUUUUAAUGAAAGAGAGAUGCUCAUGGUGUUGAAAUUAGGGCUUCUGUGUUCAAACAGUUCACCCACUGCUAGGCCUAGCAUGAGACAGGUGGUGAGAUUUUUAGAAGGAGAAGUUGGCGUGCCAGAUGAGUUGAAAAAGCCGGGAGAGGGAGGUUACCAGGAGGGUUUUGAUGAAUUCUUGCACUCACUUGAAUCUUCUUCAUUUGAUCAGAUGAGCACAGGUUCAUAUGGUAGAACUAGAGACAUGGAUUCUAGUUUUCCUUCUUUAACUGAUACAUCUCUUUUUAGUCCCCAUGGUAAAGGACAAACAAUGUGAUUAUCUACAUUUUACGUAGAGUUCUACUCAAUUAUGUACUUUAAGAUAUUUGUUUAUUUUAUCAUCCCAUGAUGUCUUAUAAUUGUAGACAGAAAGUUCUUGAUGAUGAGUUAUCCCAAUACACGAAGUUUGUAUUCUAAUUCUGCCCCCCAUUGGCAUUCAUUUUUUGGGUUCAUUCAUAUAAUGUAACCUCCCCCAUCAUUUUGUACAACUUUGAUUCUGUAUUUUGUUGUUGUGCCUAGUUGAUGGAACAAGUAGCUUUCGAGUGUA